AUGGCAAUUGCGGAGACCUCAAAAUUAGCUGCAGGUGUUGGUGUUGUUCAGAAGGGAGGCGAGAAAAACGCUUUUACGACGGAGGCGAACGUCUCCACUACGAAUACGAUGGGAAAGAACGCCUCCACGCGUACCAGUACAACACCGCUACAACCAAAACCCACCCACGCACGGCUUAGACUCUGCACUGCUGGAAAAAUAGGCGAUGAAAGACCUGUAAUGACAGCAGCGCGACGUCUGUAUGAUCGUAUGGGUUUUCAGCCAACCGGCGAAGUUGAGCAUGAUCCAUGGGGUGGAAUGACACAAGAUUGAAUUCAUAUGGAGAAUGUAACGAUGAUGAAAAAGAAAAGCCCUACAGAAGACUGUUGCGGAUGAACAAAGACUUAUCAAUUGUCGCGCAUAUGAGUCAAGUCGUUCGCUUUCUUUACUCUUUGCGUGCAGAAGCUCCCAGGAUGCGAACAGCGUCAGCAGCCUAAUGAAAUCAAUCCAAAACAUCACGUGCAUGAGUCUAGUCAUUUACUGGCUUGCUCGAGUGUAUCGAUGAUGUGGAUCAUGCUCUCCAAUUCUACGACCGUAACAACAUGAUGCACCAAACCGAAACAUGACCAAAGUUGCUCUAGUUUUCUUGCCAAAUAGCUUGCAUCAACUACACGAUCUUGCCCGAGUGCAUUCAUAUCAGUCCUCUUCUGGCCUCCUCCCAUGAUGAUGAAAACGCCUACACCUAUGAGUUAAACAAAGACUCAUCUCCUGGCCCCCGUCUGUUGCAGAAUUGACGCGUGUC
Molecule: messenger RNA, 781 nt
Organism: Amoebophrya sp. A25
Lineage: Eukaryota; Dinophyceae; Syndiniales; Amoebophryaceae
Source: the annotation of a GenBank genome assembly